AUGCCGCGCACACCAUUUCGGUUGUUUUCUCCUAUUCAAUUUGGCCCAGGGCCACAAGAUGAAGAAAGCGAAGAGACAUCGAGCCCAGACAUCACUAGAGAAUCUGAGGAUACUCUUGAAGAUCCAUACACCAUAGAUGACAUAGACUACGACGAUGAUGAAUCAGGUUCAGAUCUGUCCAGCACUCUGAAAUCGGUUUCUGACGAGGUUUUAGUUUUUGUAGCUGGCGCAUGUCUCGAAAGAAUGUCAGAUUCUGGAUUUGGUAGAAUGCUCUCUUCUCAAGAUGAGGGGUUUCGCAAACAAGCAUGGAAGCUAUGGAAAAAUGAUCUGACAACAUUCAGCAUUCAUGAAUUUUUCCGCACCUCGUUUGGUUUGUCUGCUCUUGUCAACCCAAGUCUUAAAGAUGAAGCGAGAAUGGUUAUCUGCUCACUGAUGCUUCUCACAAACUCUUUUUACACUAAUGUGCCGGUUACCAACACGAGAUUCUACAAGCAUCUCUGUGAUUCGGCAAGAUGGGGUUUGGAACAAGCAUCACAUCAUUAUCUAGCCACCAAAGCUCAUCGCAUGAGGGUUCACGAGCCGGCUCACAAAGAACGAGGAGAGAUGAGCGAUGACGAGUUUUGGGAGCAACGAAACGAAUCGAGUGAACGAGUGGGUUUGCGUGGCGAGUUCUCCGAGGAGGACGAUGAUAGCGAACAGGCAGAAAGUCCAUCAAGAAAAAAUCGUUUCUCUUCUAGCCACAAUUUAUGGAACCCGUCUGACUUCAUUCAGAACACAUGUUUUGAUAGAGUUACGGGUGAAUUGUUGUCGAGACAACAAUGUCUCUUCAACAUGAAUCGAGCAACGAAGAAGCGCAAGAAGACGGAUUUCCACGCAAUUCUCAAAGCUAAGAAUUGCUUAGCUCAUCGUAAUAUUGCUUACAGCCUCUACAUGGGUGACAAGCGUCUUGGGAAAAAUUGUGAUACUCGAAAGGAUCACGUGGUAGUUGUGAUAGUAAAAACAGCAAUGGAACUUUCAUUGCAGGCUGCUCCUCUCGUUGGAUUUGAUUUAGAUGACGGGCGGAAAGAAGAUGACGAGAUUUUGCUGCCAGGUGGGAAACGAGUUAUGAUCUCAAAUCUAUCCGACGGCUUGUACCAACUGGGUUGGUUUCCUUAUCGAUCCGACGGCUUGUACCAACUGGGUUGGUUCCACUGCUGUUUCCAAGGCUGUUGUUUCUGUUUUGAAAUUGGUGAGUUAGCAUCGCUAGACAGCUUUUUGAUGCUCUCGGAUUUCAUGGAAAAAUUUAAAAUAGAUUCUGAAUUUCGCCUAUCCGAACCAUCAAUCGAAAACUGUGGAACAAUUACUGAAAAUCUCUGGACCAUCCGUACGCCUUCAACUGAAGCAUCUAAAAAGUUGAAAUCCGUAUCGCCUAUAUUGUCUGAAGAAGGAUUGCGAACGGUCGAUGAUAGCCAACCAUCGACGUCAUCAACGACUAUUAGUGGAAAAAAGCGUAUUCACCAAAAUCAUUCGGAAUACGGGAGAACGCGUCGGAUUAUCACUAAACCAGUUCAUUCGCCAUCGGAAGGUCUCGCAAAGUUUACACGAUCUUCAAAAAAGGGAAAACUUGAGAAAUAA
Molecule: messenger RNA, 1614 nt
Organism: Caenorhabditis briggsae
Lineage: Eukaryota; Metazoa; Nematoda; Chromadorea; Rhabditida; Rhabditidae
Exons: 6
Coding region: 1-1614 (537 amino acids)
Source: RefSeq, a predicted model, not a curated record